CUUUCCUGCUGCAGCUCAGCUUCCAGCAGGUAUAAAUAGACAUGGUGAGGAGCUCAGAUAUAGCAGCCUUCAACCACCCAGAAGACUUCAACCAGUCAAUCACUGUCUACAGACACGAACUGAAGAUGGUCCUCUACGUCACUGAUAUCGAAGUUUCUUUGAAUGAAGCUGAGGAGAUUAUGCUCCAUAACGAAGGCUUCAAGAAACUUCCGGUUGAUCUGAACCCAGAUUCUAAAGGAAACAAAAUCUACUUCUGGUAUAAAACCAGUGAUUGCCCAGCAAUCACCAGGAUCCAGUUUUCCUUCACUGAUAAAAUGAAGGAUGGUCUGAUCGCUGAAGGGUACCACCAGGUUGAGAAAAAUCUCAACGCUGGAAACAGUGGCAGCCCCAUCUACCUGUGGUUCCUCAAAGUUUCUUCUCCGUAUGAUGUUCCAAUCGUGGACCUACACCUCUCCAUUGAUGCAGCAGAAGAUGCUAGAAAUGUUCAGCCUUUGUGGGAGAGGUUGCCCUGUGACCUGAACUGGAGAGCUGGAGGAAAGUGGAUCUAUCUGUGGGUGAAGAGGGAGACUCAAACCUACAUCUGCGACAUCACAGCCAAUUUUGACAGGGCUUUAGACGCCAACUUGUUCCAUCAAGGUUACAUCCGAAUGGAUGAAGACACCAAUAGAGGUGUCUUCCUCUGGUACCGACAGUCCACCGAUAGUCAGAAUGCCAUCAAAGAUCUGCAGGUCUCCACUAAUCAGGAGGACAUAGAGAGCUAUAAUAACCAAAACUAUGUGUCAGUGCUAACAAACCUGAAUGAGGGAACCAUGGGAACCCCGGUGUAUGUGUGGUACAAAAGAAAUGAUUGCGGCAGAGAUCCUAUCAACUUUGUCACCCUGAUCCACGACCCAGCCGCAGUGCAGCCGUAUGAGAAAGCUGGUGUCACUGUCAUUCAAAAGAAUCUCAACAAGGGUAAUUCAACCGGCAUAGAGUACCUGUGUUAUAAAUAGAGAGCAUCCUCAUUGUUUCUGAGCAUGCUCAGUGAGUAGAAGUGAUCACUUAUUCUCAUCAUAUCUUCUAUGACAUGAUAUUCCUGCCUCACAGGUCCUUUCUUGCCCUAAUCUCUGAAUCUGAUUCUGACUCUGAUGAUACUUUUUUAAUAAAGUUAAGCAUCUUA
This is a messenger RNA of Girardinichthys multiradiatus, 1159 nucleotides long. RefSeq lists its product as uncharacterized. The record is from RefSeq and is a predicted model, not a curated record. Lineage: Eukaryota; Metazoa; Chordata; Actinopteri; Cyprinodontiformes; Goodeidae. The transcript is spliced from 2 exons. Bases 42 to 992 code for a protein of 316 amino acids.